Messenger RNA from Lytechinus pictus (painted urchin), 2271 nucleotides. RefSeq names its product glyoxylate reductase/hydroxypyruvate reductase-like. The record is from RefSeq and is a predicted model, not a curated record. The coding region runs from base 218 to 1216 and encodes 332 amino acids. NCBI's taxonomy places the organism in Eukaryota, Metazoa, Echinodermata, Echinoidea, Temnopleuroida, Toxopneustidae. The transcript is spliced from 6 exons. Gene Ontology annotation, molecular function: oxidoreductase activity, acting on the CH-OH group of donors, NAD or NADP as acceptor; NAD binding.
AAGCAUGUCAGCUGUCAACGGAUCAAAGUACGAGACAAAUACUUCAGGCCUAACAGUCGAAGUCUGACUAGUAACUGCAACUGUCAGCUAAAUAUAGACUGCAUGUGCAAUGCGAUUAUUACAUUACAGAUCUUGUCAAGUGGAACGUUGAUAUUUAAGAGCAUCAGAAGAUCGAAUUUGAAUUCGCUGAAACGAAUGUUCAGAUAGUAAUGUAACAAUGGCGGGCGAGGAAAGAGUUUGCAUCGCGACAGUUGUAUCACUUAGCAUGUUUGAUGUGAUCAAAAAGCAGAAAACUAGGAAAGAUGACUACAACUUUAUCAAGUGGUCAGAAGUGAUCAAGAGCCCGGAUGUAUACCUCGAAAGGGUCCAAGGAUUGAUUGUAUCUCCAAUAGAGUAUGUUACACUCACCGGUGAACUUUUGACCAAGAUGACGAGUCUAAAGGUAGUAUCGUCCGUAGGUGUCGGUGUAGAUCAUCUUGAUAUACCCCUCUUAAGGAAGUAUGGUAUUAAGGUCGGUUAUGCACCUGACGUAAUCACCCAACCAACGGCUGAUCUAGCUUUCACAUUACUAAUGGCCAUAGGGAGAAGAAUACCAGAAAUGAUGGAAGUGGCUAGAAGUUACGAGGUUGGAGAAAAAUUCGAAAUCGAGCGAAGUUUUCGACGUCGUGGACAGGAUAUAUUCGAAUCGACGCUGGGCAUCAUAGGUUUGGGUAAAAUAGGGCUGGAGAUUGCUAAACGAGCGAUGGGAUUCAGAAUGAAAAUACUCUAUCAUAAUAGGAAACAAAGAUCAAAAGAAAUUGAAGAAUCUGUUCACGCCACCUACGUUCCGACCUUAGAGGGAAUCUUGCCGCAAGUUGAUUUCUUGAUAUUAUGCACCCCUUUAACACCUGACAGCAGACACAUGAUUACGAUAGAGAAACUCAAACUAAUGAAGUCAUCAUCAUUUCUUAUCAAUAUAGCAAGAGGAGGAAUAGUUAAAACAGAUGACUUAGUAGAGGCUUUAAGAAGCAAGUUGAUCGCUGGAGCUGCAUUAGACGCCACAGACCCUGGGAUCUUACCCAAAGAACACCCACUCCUGAACAUGCCUAACGUGAUAGUUUGCCCCCACGCGGGGGUGUUUACCGAGGGAGGGUUAGAUGCAAUAUAUGGACUUGGUCUGAAUAAUUUAAGAGCUGCCAUUGAAAACAAACCUAUGCCUGCUGAAUACCUUGAAUGAUUCCAUUUUAUUAUUUUCAAUAGUUUAAUUAUUACGCCAAUGCCAUCAUUGCUGUCGGGCGGGGGGGGGGGAGGUAUAAGGCUGAAUUGCAUUAACACAUACUUGGCUGUAGCUUGCUGGGUUAUAAGACCAUUUGCAUUGCUUUAACUUAAUAUGAGAAUAAAUGGCUUAUUCCGUUCAGUGGCGGCACCAGGAUUUUAAAAUUGGGGAGCAAAAGAAUAUAUGGUGGGGGGUAAAUGCGGACAUGACAUUUUUUGCUCGUUUCCAAAAAUCGACCUCGCAGCGCGAGCUAAAAUUCUGAAUAUAUAGGCCCUACUGACUUGAAAAGGGACCAGUAAACAUGGUCAAGGACUUUUGCAAGUAACCUGUGAAGAUGAUAUCUCAUACAAAUGAAUAAUGCUAUCGCGAAGCGCGAGCCUAAAAUGUCUAAUAUCCUGAGAUGAUAACCGAACGUUUUUAUCACUUUUUUAACCAUGAACAUGGAAGGGUAUCGAACUAAAAAAUUGAUGCGAGAGGGUACCGCGAGCUAAAUUUGUUAAUAUUCAUCACUUUUUUUGUAAUCAUGAACAUACAGAAUGCUUAUCUUGCUAUAACAAAGAAUGAAAACUGGAAUCACGAGAAUAAAACAGUCACAACGAGCGCGAAGCGCGAGCCAUUUUUUUUCAUUUUAUAUGAUGACUUGAAAGAUUUGUGCUAACAGUGACUGGGUGGGAAAAUUUUCAAGAUUUGAUGAGUGAAAAUGCUGUUUUGGAGCACCUUGAAGCUUGAGUAGGAUGCCUAUGACAGCAUUGAUACACAUUUUUCUUCAGUUUUCAAAAUGUAUUGGGGGGGGGGGGACGAUCCUGACUGGGGAUUGCAAAUGCCCCCGUGUCCCCUCUUGGUGCCGUCACUUCUUCCUAGACAUGCUAGAAGUCCUUAUGUUCUUUUCUUUCACCUGACAUCAUAUUGUAAUCCCACACACCCCACAAACGUUCACCUCCCUACAACCAACCGACAUGUAUUUUAAUGUUGGUUGAAAAUUCCAGUUUACUUAAUAAAGAAACCCUGAAAACUUA